AACUGUAUCCUACAGUUAUAAGGACAACAGGUUUUAGUUUCCAGGCGACCCUUGGACGCUCUGGGGCAAUUGUAUCUCCAUUUUUGAUUCACAUAGAUGGAUAUUUCCCUGGUGCCAUGUACUUCAUUUGUGGAGUGAUAUUAAUUUUCUCAUCGGUUGGCAUUUUGUUCCUAACGGAGACAAAGGACAUUGUACUACAGGACUACAUUAAGCUGAAGAAUGAGGAAUGAACAAGUUAAUAAUUUCAUAGACUCGUUCUUAAUUGAUAUCCCAUUGCUAAAGGAACAGUACAAUAUAGUUAAGCAUUGUCCGGAUUUAUUUCUUGUUAAGCUGUGUUAUAUUCUAUUAUCAUCUUAUAUCUCUGUGUUGUGUGUUAAAGGCAUUUUUAUUCUGUAUGGAAGUAGAAUUAUUAAGUAGA
Ruditapes philippinarum (Manila clam) is the source of this 418-nucleotide messenger RNA. Its product is annotated as organic cation/carnitine transporter 2-like. The record is from RefSeq and is a predicted model, not a curated record. Lineage: Eukaryota; Metazoa; Mollusca; Bivalvia; Venerida; Veneridae.